Molecule: messenger RNA, 2084 nt
Organism: Scophthalmus maximus (turbot)
Lineage: Eukaryota; Metazoa; Chordata; Actinopteri; Pleuronectiformes; Scophthalmidae
Gene: arl11
Product: ADP-ribosylation factor-like 11
Exons: 7
Coding region: 378-818 (146 amino acids)
Biological process (GO): intracellular protein transport; vesicle-mediated transport
Cellular component (GO): cytoplasm
Molecular function (GO): GTPase activity; GTP binding
Source: RefSeq, a predicted model, not a curated record
UGGAGCGGAGAGUCCGGGGAGACAAGGAGAAGGAGCCGCCGGAGGAGGUCAGAGGGAGGGAGGAGGCGGGAAGAGACGUAUUUAUACCCGGAGAUAGACCCCUCCUCACCGGGCAGGGCUCCUCCUCCUCCUCCCGUGGAGCUCAAGACUUUUAUAAAUCGAUCAGCUGUGAGUCAUCAAUAAAAACAAUGCAGUCCGACCGGUCACACGGUCACGUGACCCGCUCUGAUUGGUCGCUGCUCUGCUAUUGGCCGCUGGCGUGAAUGAGCCUGAACACACCUGAGAGACGUUCGACAGGUGAGGAAGGUUCGACUUGAACAACCCGAGGAAGAAGAGACAGUUUACAGGAUAAAGAGAAGGAGAAGAGGAAGAAGAAGAUGGGUCAGACUCGCUCCUCCACAUGUCCUCAGGUGAUCCUCGUGGGUCUGGACUCUGCUGGGAAGUCGACUCUGCUCGCCCGCCUGCUGACGGGACAGGUGGUGGAAACAUCUCCGACCAUUGGAUUCAAUGUGGGGUCGUGGGACCUGGACAAGAAGACAUCUCUGACUGUGUGGGACGUGGGAGGACAGAAGAGCAUGAGACCAAACUGGAGGUUCUACCUGGACAACUGUAAGGCUCUGGUCUUCGUGGUAGACAGCAGUGAACCCGGUCGCAUGAUGGAGGCCCACAGGUCCCUGAAAAAGGUCCUGAGUGACGACCGCCUACGAGGAGUUCCCCUCAUGGUCCUGGCCAAUAAGAAGGACCUGCCCAACUCAAUGACCAUACGAGAGACUCCUCAGACAGAACCAGGACUGGACCAGCAGCAGGACCGGGACUAGAACCCAGACCCCAUUAAAGAAGACCAGAGAGACAGACAGGUGAGAGGCAGACAGGUGAGAGGCAAACAGGUGAGAGAGUUUGUGUUAAACUCACAGAGCUCAGCCAGAGGACCUUCAGACGUCUGCACCGUCCCAACCAGAGACAUGUAAACAAACGGACCCUCCUGUAAACAAACAACAACAAGCAGAGACCUGUCAACAAACAAAAAACAACGACCAACAGAGACAUGUCAACAAACAACAACAAUCAGAUACCUGUCAUCAAACAACAACAACUGAUUGGUCUUACCAGCGUCAGGUGGACAAUGACAUCAUAAAAGAGCCACAGCAGGAUCCACCUGUCCGUCACAGAGCUCCGCCCACCGAACCUGUGUGUUAGCAGGAUGGCAGCUAACACCUGGAUGCUACAUGCUAACAGAGACAAGAUGGAGACCAGAGAGAGGCCAGGGGGCGCCACUGAGUCCAUCUGCUGCAGGAGGCAGUACUACACUCAGUACUCGCAGUCCUGAGGUAGCAGCAGUACAGCACUCUGCACUGUCAGUAUUCACAGUACAGAGGCAGCAGCAGUACUACGCUCAGUAAACUCAGUACUCACAGUACUGUGAACACACGCUGUGGUAGUAGUACUCUGAUCAGACAGUUACUCAGCACUGUGUGUGUGGACUGACAUCCCAGCCUCCACCCUUCACUCUCUCUAUUGGUCUCUAGGGUAAAGCCCCGCCCCCUGGACUCUCCCAUUGGCUCAUGAAGAGAACACCCCACAGCCUGGCCCUGCCCCCUCCCUCAGAGGUCAGAGGUCAACAGUACAAAGAUUGAGAUACAGAGAUUAGAAUCACAUUAAUGUUUAAUAUUGAAUCAGUUUGAUUUCAACUCAGUUUAUAAUAAUUGUAUCGAUUGAAGGCCGCAGUCCUCUAUUUUGACUGUAGUACUUUUACUUUUAAUGUAAUAUUUUCCGCUCAGGAUACUUUGCUUGAGUUAAGUUUUGAAUGCAGGACUUGUAAUAGAUUACCUGUUGCUAUAGUAACCAACAGUAAAUGUUCACAACAAAUAUUUUAUAUUUAAAUAAAAACUUAUUUAUUCAAGUUUUCAAUCUGAAAAGCUGAGAGAAAAUCAAACGAGACACAAACAUUUUAAUUUUUUUAUUUUAUUGUUUCUGUAAAGGGUUUAGAACCCGAACCCGAAAACAACCAACAGGAAACGAUCUUUGGUUUUUAUCUCACUGACGGUCAACGGAAAAAAAAACAGGCUGACGGAUUUUGGGUAACA